Messenger RNA from Coniosporium apollinis CBS 100218, 867 nucleotides. RefSeq lists its product as uncharacterized. Bases 1 to 867 code for a protein of 288 amino acids. The transcript has a single exon. Lineage: Eukaryota; Fungi; Ascomycota; Dothideomycetes. The record is from RefSeq and is a predicted model, not a curated record.
AUGCAAGGUCAUCGAAAAUACCUCACCACUAGCACCCCAUCAUCCAUCAAAGGCAUUGAGGUCCGCACGAAGAGAGUUAAAGAGUUCACUGGGGCGCUGGUGGAGCGCUAUAAGGCCACGCCCGAGGCCCUCCGGUCCGAGCGCAUGAAGACAGCACUCAUGGAGUUUGGAUACUCGCGAGAUCCGGGUGACCGGUUACAACAGCACUUUAGACACAGAAGCUCGAACUACCUCUUCAACUUGACGCGCGCCGUCAACAUGGUGAUCUGGCCAGGCAGAUUCGGCCUGGCGCAAUUUGUCGUACUGCCGCUUUUUGAGUCGGAGAUGGCCGCCCUCGCCGAGAUUAUCCUUGUUCGAUGCGGCCAGGGAUACGCCGCUGGUGGCAACGGCUUCACUGUCCAUCCUGCCGGCCAGAGCGUCACGAGCGCGUACGAGAUCUCUGAGGACAAGUGGGAGGAGUACGCGAGCCAUGCACUCGCCCACAGCCCCCUGCAACGCAACUACGAUGAGCUGUCUGUUCGGAACAGGGCGAUCAUCGCAAAGUGCCAGGAAGAAUCUCGCCAGCUCGCUGCGCGGCAUGCAGCUCUAGACGAGGAGAUCAGGAUGCUCACUGAGAUCGAGGAGCUCCAGAGACGGAAAAGGGAUCUCGAAGGGGCCAAGAGCGAAGCAGAGCAGGCCGCCCUCCUCGACCAGUAUAGCGAGCAGGAUCGUGACGAAGUGCUGCAGCUGCUGGCGGAGUUUAUCUACGAAGUCAUGAUUCUCAAGGACAACCACAGGCGGACGCAGUGGAUCAUGGAGAGACUUGAGAUUGACGCGGAGGAGGGAGGCGAGCCAGGAACCUUGGCUCCGGAGGCGCAGGACGAGUAG